Pezoporus occidentalis (night parrot) is the source of this 848-nucleotide messenger RNA. RefSeq names its product tescalcin (gene TESC). NCBI's taxonomy places the organism in Eukaryota, Metazoa, Chordata, Aves, Psittaciformes, Psittacidae. Gene Ontology annotation, molecular function: calcium ion binding; phosphatase inhibitor activity. The transcript is spliced from 8 exons. Gene Ontology annotation, biological process: positive regulation of sodium:proton antiporter activity; protein localization to plasma membrane; positive regulation of granulocyte differentiation. The record is from RefSeq and is a predicted model, not a curated record. The coding region runs from base 9 to 653 and encodes 214 amino acids. Gene Ontology annotation, cellular component: plasma membrane; nucleus; cytoplasm.
GGCCCGGCAUGGGCUCCGCGCACUCCGUGCCCGCCGAGAUGCGGGAGCUGGCGGACAGGACCGGCUUCACCUCUGAGCAGAUCGAGCACCUGCACCGGCGCUUCAAGCAGCUGAGCCAGGACCAGCUCACAAUCCGCAAGGAGAAUUUCGACAGCAUUCCCGAUUUGGAAUUCAACCCAAUCAGGGGGAAAAUCGUCCAUGCCUUUUUCGACAAGAGGAACCUGCGGCAGGAGUCGGAUGGGCUGGCGGAUGAGAUAAACUUCGAGGACUUCCUGACCAUCAUGUCCUACUUCAGACCCAUCGAGAUGAACAUGGACGAGGAGCAGCUCGACCGCUUCCGGAAAGAGAAACUCAAAUUCCUCUUCCACAUGUAUGACUCAGACCAUGAUGGGAAGAUCACGCUGCAGGAGUACAGAAAUGUGGUGGAGGAGCUGCUGUCGGGGAACCCCCACCUGGAGAAGGAGUCGGCCCGGUCCAUUGCCGAUGGCGCCAUGAUGGAGGCAGCCAGCAUCUGUGUGGGACAAAUGGGACCAGACCAGGUCUAUGAGGGCAUCACCUUUGAAGACUUCCUUAAGAUGUGGCAGGGGAUCGACAUCGAAACCAAGAUGCACGUCCGCUUCCUCAACGUGGACACCAUCGCGCACUGCUACUGACCCUGCCUCCUCCUGGCACCCGCAGGAGGAAGAGGAUGAGGACAAGGAGGAGGAAGAUGAAGAGGACCCUGCAGCAGCUCCAUGCUCCUGGCACCAAGCGCUAUGUCCCGCGUGCCUGUCCCAUUGUGGGGCUGCCCUCUGCUCUCUAGAAACACAAGAGGGUUUUAUCUGUAAUAAAAGGUAUUUCUCUUUUUA